Setaria italica (foxtail millet) is the source of this 2508-nucleotide messenger RNA. RefSeq names its product putative wall-associated receptor kinase-like 16. The transcript is spliced from 4 exons. Gene Ontology annotation, molecular function: ATP binding; polysaccharide binding; protein serine/threonine kinase activity. The coding region runs from base 49 to 2268 and encodes 739 amino acids. Gene Ontology annotation, biological process: cell surface receptor signaling pathway; protein phosphorylation. The record is from RefSeq and is a predicted model, not a curated record. Gene Ontology annotation, cellular component: plasma membrane. Lineage: Eukaryota; Viridiplantae; Streptophyta; Magnoliopsida; Poales; Poaceae.
UAUGUGCUCAUCAAUCAAAGCAGAAAUUGUGACACAAUAGAGCGCAGUAUGUACUACUACAAGAUCCCCACUGAUACAGUACCUAUGCCUCUGCUGCUACUCUUCAGCCUCACAGUUGCGCUGCAAUUCCAAGCCAAGACGAUGGCUUCGCCAGGAUCCAGCUGCCCAAAGCGUUGCGGCGAUGUGGACAUUGUAUACCCAUUUGGGAUUGGUGCUGGCUGUGCAAUGGAAGGAUUUGAGCUCAAUUGCAGCAAGACUGAGGAUGGCCACAGCAUCUUGACGUUCCUUGGAGUAAUUCCAGUGCGGAAUAUAUUGCUGCUCGAAGGUCAGGUUCGGAUCAUGAAACACAUCUCAACCUUGUCCUACAACCGCAUGAGCAAGAAGAUCGACCAUGAUAUAUGGGGCCGGGACCUCUCCAAAACGCCAUUUACAUAUUCAGCGAGUUCCAACACGUUUACGGUCAUCGGUGUCAACACUCUCGCAUACAUGACGGAUAAUGUCCAUGUGAUUAUUGGGUGUGUGUCACGGUGCUGGCCCUACAGCAACAUCACGGCACAACAAGGGAUAUGCCACGGUGCCGGCUGCUGCCAGGUUGCAUUCAAAGCGGACAUGUCCUAUGACGGUGUGUAUUUCAAUGAACUAUACAACACUACGGAUUACUAUACCAGCAGAAGCACCACAGACAGGGCAGAGUACAGGGGCUAUGCUGUGCUUAUGGAGUCCAACGCAUUCCGGUUCAACACAACAUAUCUGAAUACAACAGCUUUUUUUGAUGAGCACGCUGGUCGUGUCCCAGUGAUCUUGAACUGGGCAGUGGGUAACGAGACGUGUGAUGUAGCGAGGGAGAAAAAUGAUUCAUAUGCUUGCCUCAGCACUGACAGCAAUUGCGUUAAUUCCAGAAGUGGCUCAGGUUACCUCUGCAACUGCAACGUAGGAUACCAGGGAAAUCCUUACCUUCGUGAUGGAUGCCAAGAUAUUGAUGAGUGUACUGCCAGCAAACCAUGCGCCGGCUGCAUCAACACUCGUGGAAGUUACAUUUGUCCACCUUCAAGAUCCUUGAACGUUGUGGCACUAGCUGUGGGUUCAAGUAUCGGAGUUGUAAUUGUGGUCAUAGCCAUCACCUGCACGUACUUGUUCCGUGAAAGGAAGAAGUUGGCCAACAUCAAGCAGAAGUAUUUCCAACAGCAUGGCGGGAUGCUUCUGCUGCAGGAGAUAAGGUUAAAGCAAGGAAUUGCCUUCUCCAUCUUCACCGAAGCAGAGCUCAUUGAGGCAACGGACACGUUUGACAACAAGAACAUCCUUGGACGUGGUGGCCAUGGAACCGUCUACAAGGGCACGCUCAAGGAUGGUAGUCUGAUCGCAGUCAAACGGUGUAUAUCGAUGACCAGUGAGCAGCAGAAGGAGGAGUUCGGCAAAGAGAUGCUCAUCCUUUCCCAGAUUAACCACAAGAACAUUGUGAAGCUACUGGGCUGCUGCCUUGAAGUAGAGGUUCCAAUGCUGGUCUAUGAGUUCAUCCCGAACGGCACACUGUUUCAGUUCAUCCAUGGUGGCAAUGGCUGCCACAACAUCUCAUUCUCAACUCGGUUACGCAUUGCCCUCGAGUCUGCUGUGGCCUUAGCUUACCUGCAUUCAUGGGCUUCGCCUCCAAUCCUUCACGGCGAUGUCAAAUCCUCCAAUAUACUCCUCGAUGAGAACUAUGCAGCUAAGGUAUCAGACUUUGGGGCCUCGAUACUGGCACCAAGUGAUGAAUCUCAGUUUGUCACACUUGUGCAAGGGACUUGUGGGUACCUAGACCCUGAGUAUAUGCAGACGUCCCAGCUGACAGAUAAGAGUGAUGUCUACAGUUUCGGCGUCGUUCUCUUGGAGCUUCUCACUGGCAAGAAGGCGUUCAACCUUGGAGGGCCUGAAAACGAGAGGAGCCUUUCACAACGCUUCUUAUGCACCGUGAAGGAGGGCAGACUCAUGGACAUCAUUGACAACCGAAUCAUGAACGAGAACGAUAUGGGAUUGCUGGAGGAGGUCGCGGAGCUCGCGAGGCAGUGCCUGGAGAUGGUUGGCGAGAGGCGACCGGCAAUGAGAGACGUUGCCGAGAAGCUGGACAGGCUGAGCAAGGUUAUGCAGCACCCUUGGGUGCCUGCGCAACAUAACCCCGAAGAGAUGGAGAGCCUGCUUGGGGAGUCGCCUGUGGCCAGCUUGGAGAUGAUCAGCUCUGGGAAUUUCAGCAUGGAGAAGAGGAUCGUGCAAGGGAUGAUGGAGUCUGGCCGUUAGAUUUGGCCCCAUCAUAAGCAGUCACAGAUACAUGGUGAUCACCUGACGUGCAUUUUUGCAUACAUCUCUUUGUUUUAACGGUGAUCUGCUAUACUUCAGAGUAUGUGUAGUUAGGUUGCUUUGGGCGAAGUGAGUUAUCAGAUUUGCUUGAAUUCAACUGACUGUUCUUUCAUUUUCGAAGAUCAAUUCCACUGACUGUGCAUUUAUAUGUUUGCAGUAAAUAUAAUUGAUUGUCACUUA